Sinocyclocheilus anshuiensis is the source of this 2248-nucleotide messenger RNA. Its product is annotated as origin recognition complex subunit 3-like. Gene Ontology annotation, molecular function: DNA replication origin binding. The record is from RefSeq and is a predicted model, not a curated record. Gene Ontology annotation, biological process: DNA replication; DNA replication initiation. Gene Ontology annotation, cellular component: nuclear origin of replication recognition complex; DNA replication preinitiation complex; nuclear pre-replicative complex. Lineage: Eukaryota; Metazoa; Chordata; Actinopteri; Cypriniformes; Cyprinidae.
UUAAGAAGAAAAAAGCGGUAGCAUGAACGCAUGGUGUACUGUUUUAUUGAAGCUUGUUCACUCACUGUUGGUUUUGGAAGGACAUAAUGACUUCAUCAGUGUCAAAGGGAUGUUUUGUUUUUAAGUCAGCCUCCAAAAAGAGAAAGCGACAUAUAGGAGUUGGUGGAUAUUUGGUGGAUGAUAGUGACGAUAACGGCAGCGAUCGCUUUAGAAUCUGUCAGAAAUUAUAGGAAACGGUUCAAAUGAACACAGAGGUAAUACAAGAUCGUUGAAUAAAAAGGUACUUGACAGUCUUGCAGAGUUCAUUAAAAAGCAUGGCCUCGGCUGCUCAUCUGAUGUCUGGAGACAGAGCCAGUGAAAUCCCCACAGCUGGUCUAAUGCUGGGGGUAAAUGUGCCAGAUCAUGCCAUGACAUUUCGAAGUCUGUGUAAUCUCCUUCAGGAUUCUGUCACCCCAUUUAUGGUGUCUGUUCAUGCCAAAGAAUGUGCAGCUGUGAAGCUCUUGAUUCAGAAGGUUCUAGAGCAGCUGAUGGGAAGUGGAGUGUCGGAUGAAGAAAAGGAAGAUGAUACAGCUUUGCUUCAAAAGACACCGUGUACUAUUAGUGCUCUAUGUCAGUGGUACAAGACUGUUACCAAGAAAUGCACCCAAGUUUCUCCAGAAAGGAAAGAAAACUUGACAAAUAAUGACUUGCCUCAGAGUUUGCCUGUUGUCGUGAUCUUCAAAGACUUUGAGGCAUUCAACUCACAAGUUUUACAGGAGUUUAUCCUUAUUUGCAGUCGAUACACUCAGGAGCUUCCAUUUGUCUUUAUUUUUGGCAUUGCCACGUCUCCCAGUGCUAUCCAGCACAGGCUUCCCCACUCGGUGUCAUCGUUGCUCUGCAUUGAGGUCUUUCAUUCUCUCUCAUGUACUCAGCAUUUAGCCUCUGUUUUUGACAAGCUCAUUCUGAACUCUCAGUUCCCAUUCAAGCUCAGCAGUAGGGUGAUACAGGUGCUGGUUGGCAUCUUCCUCUACCAUGACUUCUCUGUUCAGAAUUUUGUUAAGGGCCUACAGUUCUCCAUGUUGGAGCACUUUAAUAGCCAGCCUCUCAGCGUGCUUUGCUGCCAAAAACAAGAGGCCUUGCUUUCUGCCAAGACAUUGAGCAAACAAAAUGUUGAACGAAUCCGCCAUCUACCCUCGUUCAUGAGGUAUGUGGAGACUCAGGAGCCCCAGGAACAGGUGCGGCUUCUUACCAAUGAUGAACAUGUCAAGGAAGUAUGUCAAAAAUUACUGAAAAACCUCCACAAAUACCACAAGAAUUACUAUCCCAUUCUACAAUGUCUGCAUUCUUUGACAUCAUCACUGCCCAAGUUUCCUCUGGGGAAGCAUAUACGAGAACUCCAUGUAUCUUGCAUUGAGAAGAAUUUGUGGGAGACAGAGGAAUAUGAUUCAGCCUUGCAGCUUCUGAGAAGAUUCCUCUGGGAAUGGCGUCGUCUCGGCAAAAAUGGAAUAUCAGAGAACAGAUCUCUUUCAGCUUCAAAAGGCAAAACUCUGCUUGAAAAAGAGUCUCGAAGAACAAAGAGAAUGAAUUCAUUCGAAGUGCUUCGAAGCCAGGUGAUAGACUUUAUUGACAGCCUUGUGAGAGAAUACUUGACACCAGCAGAAUUCCAGCCACUCAAUGAAGUGUGCUACUACAGUUCCUCUGGGGUCCUGAGACAGCGACUCAAUGUCACCCUACGAACAUCCAUUCAAGCUGCUCUCAGUCAUCCUUUCUACUACUUGAAGAAUGCAAGCCUGAAAACAGAUGCUGGCACAAUCUCCAGUGCUGCACCAGACCUCUGCAUUGUAUACAAGCUUCAUCUUGAGUGUGGAAGACUCAUAAAUCUGUAUGACUGGCUUGAGGCAUAUGUAACGGUGAUGUCAGCUGCGGAGGACCAAGAUACUGAUUCUGAGGAGUGUGGCCAAUAUGACAGCCUUAAGCAUGCUCGUUUCAUUCAGGCUGUUUCUGAGAUGGAAUUUCUUGGUUUUGUUAAAUCAACAAAACAGAAGACUGACCAUGUGGCAAGACUGACUUGGGGAGGUUGUUAAAGAAAUUAUUUGCAAAGCAAUGUUUCCUGAGCACAAGAGACUGGCCUGACAUGCAUGAAAUAAUUAUGUAUUUUGCACCACAACUGUAUUUUGUACUGUCAGCUGUAUUAUACAUGUUACUAUUACCUUCUUUUUUAAAUAUUUGGUUAUGUUUUGGUUAAUUGGAAUAAAAAUAAUAUACUGUU